Molecule: messenger RNA, 1707 nt
Organism: Talaromyces proteolyticus
Lineage: Eukaryota; Fungi; Ascomycota; Eurotiomycetes; Eurotiales; Trichocomaceae
Product: peptidase S15
Exons: 1
Coding region: 1-1707 (568 amino acids)
Molecular function (GO): dipeptidyl-peptidase activity
Source: RefSeq, a predicted model, not a curated record
AUGAUUAUCGAACGCGACAUCAGUAUUCCCACGAAUGAUGGAAGUGUGGUGCUGGCGGACAUUUUCCGUCCAAUCGAUGGCAAGCCAGCUCCUGUGAUUAUGACUCUUGGACCAUAUGGCAAAGGGAUUCGCUACAAGGACGGCUUCACUCCUCAGUGGAAUUGGAUGAUGAAGACCUACCCCGACAUCCUGCCUGGGUCAACUCGGGAGUACAUGGUAUGGGAAACGGUCGACCCUGAAAUUUGGGUCAAAUGGGGCUAUGUCUGCCUCCGUGUGGAUUCGAGAGGUGCAGGGAGAUCGCCUGGUCUGCUGGACAUCCUUUCCCCCCGGGAGACACAGGAUUACUACGAUGCUAUUGAGUGGGCAGGUAUACAACCUUGGAGCAAUGGCAAGGUCGGGCUCAAUGGCAUAUCAUACUACGCAAUUAAUCAAUGGCUUGUAGCAUCUCUACAGCCACCUCACCUGGCAGCUAUGAUCCCGUGGGAGGGAGCUGCUGAUUUCUACCGCGACUUUGCUCGCCACGGAGGCAUCUUAAGCAAUGGCUUUCUCGACGUAUGGUACCCGCGCCAGGUGGUAUCAGUUCAGCACGGAAAUCCCGCUGCCCACAUGGAUGUAUGGCUGGAUGAUCUAGCUUCGGGGCCACAGAGAUUGACCGAAGGGGAGCUUUCGAAGAACCGAACUGAACCUCUCCACAAUAUCCUCGACCAUCCGCUAGAUGACCAGUUCUACCGAGACCGUUCGCCCGACUGGUCACGGGUAACAGUUCCUUUCCUCAGUGCAGCAAACUGGGCCGGCUAUGGCCUGCACACUCGCGGCAACUUCGAGGCAUUUACACAGGCCGCCUCGACCCAAAAAUGGCUAGAGUGCCAUCCUGGCCGUCACGAAGAGUGGUUCUACCUUGAUCGUGGCAUGGUCCUCCAGAAACGUUUUCUUGACCACUUCCUGAAAGGCGAGAAUAAUGGGUGGCAGAACGAGCCGCCAGUACUUUUACAUAUGCGACGGGCAUUCUCUGAUGAAUUCGAACAGCGAAAAGAGAUGAGUUGGCCACUGGACCGUACCAAAUGGGUCUCAAUGUAUCUAUCGGCUUCGGAUACAAGCCUUGAGCGCGACGCACCUCUGCGGGAAACAGCAGUGACGUUCAAUGCUCUUAGAGAACCCAUAACUUUCAUGGGACCCCCUCUGGUUGUAGAGACAGAGUUGACCGGACCACUCGCCGCUAAGCUUUUCCUGUCACCAAGCACAAUUGACGCCGACUUGUUCCUCACUUUACAGGCCUUUUCACCAGAUGGUCGCGAAGUAGACUUUCAAGGCACAAUCGAUCCUCGCACACCCCUGGCACAAGGCUGGCUACGCGCUUCGCACCGCAAACUGGAUCCUUCCAAGUCAAAGCCUUAUCGUCCGUAUCACAGCCACGACGAGAUCCAACCACUGCGACCGGAUGAAGUAUACGAGUUGGAUGUCGAGAUCUGGCCGACGAGUGUCAUACUGCCGAAGGGGUAUCGCUUGGCGCUGCAGAUCAGUGGCCAGGACUUUGAGCGCAAAUGGGUUGGGCAAGGUAACGAGGCAUGGGUCUCUAAAGGGUCCGGGCCAUGGCUUCACACAAAUAAGACGGAUAGGCCUACCGAGAUUUUUGGUGGGAAGACAACAAUCUAUACUGGUGGUGACAGGCGGUCGUACCUGACGCUUCCCAUCAUAGGUUCUCGUUAA